This is a messenger RNA of Vespula vulgaris, 7264 nucleotides long. It is a transcript of the gene RhoBTB, whose product is annotated as rho-related BTB domain-containing protein 1. The record is from RefSeq and is a predicted model, not a curated record. The transcript is spliced from 15 exons. Bases 874 to 3102 code for a protein of 742 amino acids. Gene Ontology annotation, molecular function: GTPase activity; protein binding; GTP binding. Gene Ontology annotation, biological process: small GTPase-mediated signal transduction. Lineage: Eukaryota; Metazoa; Arthropoda; Insecta; Hymenoptera; Vespidae.
CGACGACGCACACGUGCGUCGAUAUGACGCCGUCGGGGCUCUCCUUCAUCUUUUUCUUCGUCGACGAGCAGCAGCAGCAGCAGCAGCAACAGAAACAGCAGCAGCAGCAGCAACAGCAGCACCACCAACAUCAUCAUUGCUAUCACUACCACCACUACUACUCGCGACGAUCACAGUGCACGACUUCGAUUGGCUACCGGUACUAAACGAAAGAAGGAAGGAAGGUGGCCUGCCGAUAAGGUGGCUGAACGAACACUCGGCCUUUUUACGAGCACCGUGGCUUUUCCCGUGUCCUUGACACGAGAGACGGACAGACAGAGAGACAGAGAGAUACAAGAGAGACAGACGGAUAGACGAAUAGACCGAUAAAACAAUUUCUCCUCUGUGUGUUGAAUCGUGAGUUCGGUUUUAUUCACUCGACGUUUCAUUGCUGCUGUUUUUAUUAUUUUUAUUAUUGUUGUUGCCGUUGUUGUUGUUAUUAUUAUAUUCGAAAGAAGGAAAAAAGGAAACGCGUCGGAGCCUCUCUCUCUCUCUCUCUCUCUCUCUCUUUCUUUCUUUCUCUCUAUUUCUCUCUCUCUCUCUCUUUCUCUCUCUCUCUCUCUUCUUUCUGCGAGAUAAGAAGGAAGAGAACGUUGGAGAAACCAAGUUGAAAGUUUAUAUUAACCGAGGAGAUUUUUCUUCGAGAACGGAAGAAAUCGUAAAACAGAAGGAGGAAGAUUUUGAUCGACAGUUGGUCGAAAAUCGGAUGUGGUGUUGUUCGCGUUGGUUAGCUACAAAAGCAUCGGUGACACCGACGGCUACGGUAGCUCUGUCGUAUUUGGACGAUCUGGCACGUGAAAAAGUAUAUUGGAUGAAAAAGGGAGGUUGUCGGUGAUGGACAAUGAGCAGCCGCACCAGGAACUGGUCAAGUGCGUGGUCGUGGGUGACACAGCAGUCGGAAAGACCAGAUUGAUAUGUGCUAGAGCAUGCAACAAACACGUCUCGCUGUCCCAAUUGUUAACUACACACGUACCCACGGUUUGGGCUAUCGAUCAAUAUAGAAUUUAUAAGGACGUAUUAGAACGAUCGUGGGAAGUCGUGGACAACGUUAACGUAUCUUUACGUCUUUGGGAUACGUUUGGGGAUCACGAGAAGGAUCGUCGAUUUGCCUACGGCAGAUCGGACGUCGUUUUAUUAUGUUUCUCCAUAACAAAUCCGGUUUCUUUGCGGAACUGCAAAGCAAUGUGGUAUCCGGAAAUACGUCGAUUCUGUCCCCAAACGCCGGUCCUAUUGGUCGGAUGCAAAAACGACUUACGAUACAUGUAUCGAGAUGAGACCUAUUUAAGUUACUUCCGAGAUCGAAGCCCAUUCGUAAGGGCCACGAGAAAAAGUGAUUUGGUCAUGCCUGAUCAAGCAAGAGCGGUAGCACGAGAGUUAGGUGUAUGUUAUUAUGAAACUAGUGUCUUCACUUAUUAUGGCGUCAACGAGGUCUUUGAAAACUCGAUACGAGCCGCCUUAAUUGCACGAAGACAACAACGCUUUUGGAUGACGAAUUUGAAGAGGGUACAAAGGCCUUUGCUUCAGGCACCAUUUUGUCCACCGAAACCAGUACCGCCAGAAGUUUAUCUAACAGCAAGUACCUACGAGGAAAAUAUGAAAACAUUAUGGACAAAGCCAGUUCACACCGACGUAACAUUAAUAACAGGCAAUUGCACUUUCCCAGCUCAUCGAUGUUUAUUAGCAGCGGCUUCGCCUGCAUUUCAUCGACUUUUCUCGGCAGAACUUGCUCAUGAACAUACACCGAGAAGUUCGAGCGAGUCCAGCAUGGUAAGCACUUUUGGCGAGGCCACAGUAGGCGAUUUUAACGACGAUACCGAAUGCCUGAUUCGCAUUGAUCAAAGCAAACCCUCAAAAGUAUGGGAACAAUUGAAAAGAAGAUCGAGCUUUCAAGUUUUACCGACGAUGGAUAAUCAAAGGAAAACCAAUGGUGCUACGAGAGAAUUGAAUCAUCCUGCAUUUCAAAAUAUACGCGUUUGCAUGAGUGAAAAUUCAAACGGAGUGCAACAACCUACUACAGUGGUAACUCUCUCGAAGCUCAUUACGCCUCAGGCUAUGCAGCAAUGCUUGCAGUUCAUCUACACAGGCAGCUUGGAUAAACGGUAUCACGAUCUACAAACAGCUCCUAUUGGGCUAUUACUGGAGAUCAGACAAGCAGCUGAGUUCCUCGAGCUACCACAAUUGCUGAUGGUACUUGGAACAAUACAAACUCGUGAACAGUUUGUAAACAGUGAUCUAAAUAAUCGUUAUAAACAAGUGGUUAGACAACGGCUCGAGGAUAUUUGUCUUGAACAAGGAUUAUUCGCCGACGUUGUAUUCGAAUUGGACGACGGUAGUAUGCCAGCUCAUCGUGCUGUCCUAACUGCUAGAUGCGAUGUAAUGAAAGCAAUGUUCUCCGGUGAUUUUCGUGAGAGCAGCGCCAAAAUCAUAGUUUUCCCUGGAGUUAGAGAAUACACGUUUCAUAAAUUACUUUGUUACUUGUACACGGACGAAGUACCAGCUAUUUCUUCGGCCAGAUGUUUGAAUCUUUUGGAAUUAGCUAAUAGAUUGUGUUUACCAAGAUUGGUUAAUCUGGUUGAGAGCAGAGUGAUCGAGGAUCUUAAAAGAUUAUCUCAAAACGAAGGGAACGAGGCUGUUGAAAAUUGUUUGAGACUAUUGGAACCUUGCAAGUUACACAACGCGGAUCAGUUAGCGGAUUGGUGUAUGAAUCAUCUUUGCGUGAAUUAUAAUAAACUUUGUAAGAUGUCACCUCGUAGCGUGCGCUUACUUCAUCCAGAAAAUCAAGAAUAUUUGAACGAACACCGAUGGCCGCCAGUGUGGUAUCUGAAAGACUACGAUUAUUAUCAAAAGUGUCUAGCCGAACAGGUUCGCGAGAACAAGCCAACUUUGAAAAGAAAUCGGAAUCAAUCGGUUUGCUUGUGUUUCUCAGGCUCGAGUAAAACGAGACGUGAAAGUACGAACAAUGGCGCCGUUAAUGGCGGCACAUCGGCUACGACGACCGAACAACAAGCAGCCGAACGUCCUCUUUUCGAUGCCUCGACGGAAUCAGGGGAACAGGCUGUAUGACAGGAGCCUAGCGGCCAUAGCCGCUCCGUCAGAUUCAUUCUGAUCCUACCUGUGCUCUUGGUCUUCAUUUGCACCAUUUUUACCAUUUUGAUACUCCUACAGAUUUAUACUUAAGGUACGCGAGAAUUACUAAAGAAAAAAUUAAUAAAUAAAUAAAUACAAAUAAAAAAUACACACACGUAUAUACACGAAGAGUGAAGAAGUAGAAGAAGAAGAAGAAGAAGAAGAAGAAGAAAAAAGAAGAGAAGAGAACACGAACAUGUGUUCGCGAAUAAUUAUUUUCACGAAGCAAAUGUUCGGCCAUUUACGAUUUAAAGCCACGCUAUUUGGAAUCGUCUCAUUUUCUUUUUUCUGUCCCCCAACGCGACGUUUUUAAAGAGAGAAGAGAGAAGAAAAGAAAAGAAAGAGAAAGGAAAAACGUCGAUAAACGAAGAAUAUGUUUAUAAUCGACAGAAAGUAAGAAUGUGAUUUUGGAUAAUGACGAUGACGAUGAUGGCUUUCAUAAGAGAAGAGAAAUAUAUAAAGAACAAGAGCAACAACAACAAUAGCUACUUCAACAAAAUUGAUAAAAUAUAUAAAAUGUUAAAAAUGAUUUUCAAAGAACAACAACAACAACAACAACAAAAUUGUUAAAUUGUUAUAAUGUUUUUCAAAGGACGUACAUACAUGCAUGCACACAUACACACACAUACCUAUCUACGUACAUACAUACGUUUGACCCGCGCACAUCUAUCGUUUUUUUAAAAACGUUCGUGCCUUUUUUUUUCGUUGCGCGAUCUCCCUUAUAAUGAAAAAAAAACACACACACACACAUGCACACACGUAUACAGACGGGAUAUAAAUUGAAGCGUACGUAUGAUGUCGUUCUUAAUAUCUCAAAAAUAAAGAAAGUUCCUUUCCGCAAAUCAUCUCGAUCGAAAUCCAAUAUGAAAGAUCGAGAUCGUUUCUUGCCUAUAAUAUUCCUUUUGCAAAAAAAGAGGAAACGCGAUAUAUUUUGGAAAAAGGGGUGAGAAAAAGAUAAAUAGAUAGAUAGAUACAUAUAUAGAUAAAUAGAUAGAUAAAUAGACAGUUAAAUAGAUAGAUAGAUAGAUAGAUAGAUAGAUAGAUAGAUAGAUAGAAAGAAAGAGAUAGGGAUAGGGAUAGAGAUAACGAACGAAUUAAUUGUAAGAAUGGGGGAAAAAGAAAACUAUAACAAAAGCAAACGAACAAACAAACAAACAAACAAACAAACAAAUAAACAAACAAAAUAAACUGAGAAUCCUGCCGUUCGUUUUGGAGAAAUCGAGACUGGCAACAUCGUCCAACGCGGAUUUUGAAAAUUUAUCGCGACGGGCUUUAUUCGCGCGCUUUAUCAUUAUUAUUAUUAUCAUUAUUAUUAUCAUUAUUAUUAUUAUUAUUUUAUUAUUAUUUUAUUAUUAUCAUGGUUAUUAUCAUUAUUAUAAUUAUAAUUAUCAUUGUUGUUAUUACUGUUAUUGUUAUUAUUAUUAUUAUUACUAUUAUUACUAUUAUUAUCAUCAUUAUCAUUAUCAUUAUUAUUAUUAUUGUUAUCUUCUUGUAAGAUUACCUCGAACGCUUUAUUGUCUUUCAAAAAUAUUAACUAAUAUCCCGCGCGAGCCUUUUUUAACAACCCCUUUCGGCACAGGGACGUUCAACGCGAGGUGUCGCGCGUUUUUAACGGAGGAAAACGAAAAAAACGAAGAAGAAGAAGAAGAAGAAAAAAAGAAGAGAAAGAAGAAGAAGAAGAAAAAUAUAAAAUAGAGAAACGAAGAAAAAGAAAAACAUAAAAGUAAAAGUAAAAGUAAAAGUAAAAGUAAAAGUAAAAGUAAAAGUAAAAGUAAAAAUAAAAGUAAAAAUAAGAAUAAGAAUAAGAAUAAGAAUAAAAUACUAUAUAGGAGAAUUUAAGAAGGAAAAAAGGAAAAAAGAAAAAAGAAAGAAAAAAAGAAAAAAGAAUUACCGCAGCAGAGAGCUCAAAGACGUUUCAAUGAUUAUAUCUCGAUUAAAUUAAUGGGGAGUCGUUGAUUUUCGUUGAUAUGCGCGUCAGACUGAAGAAUAUGAGCAAUAGUUUUAGAUUAUAAUAAUAAUAAUAAUAAUAAUAAUAAUAAUAAUAAUAAUAAUAAUAAUAAUAAUAAUAAUAAUAAUAAUAAUACGUACGUACACCUGCAUACCUAUAAACAUACGUAUAAACAUAAAUACAUACAUACGUACAUUAAUACAUGCAUACACACAUGGAUACAUAAUUGCGUAUGUACUAUAAGGGAUGAUAUACAUAAAUUAGCAAUGUAAGAAAAAAAAAAGAAAGAAAGAGAGAGAAGAAAGCAAAGCUUGUCGUAAGUGUAUCACUUAAGAAACUGAGUUUCUUAAGUGAUACACUUACGUUCUUAUGAUAACACUUAAGUUCGUGCGAAUUUUUUUAUUCAAAUUUCGACGAAUGAUUCAAAUACACGGAGCCCUCCGUAUUUUAUUCCUUGCCAUAAAACUCAUCCAUCCCAACCCCCUUCCCCCCAUUUUUCGGGCCCAAAUCAUAUAUACAUAUAUAUAUAUAUAUAUAUACACAUAUAAAUAUACAUACUAAUAAAGAUAUAGCGAGAACAUGACCGCGGUUCUUUCGAGUGCAAGGAAUCGUCGAUUUAAUUUUCUAAUUUCGAGAUAUUAUCGAUUGAAAUAGAAUCUUCUAAUAUAUAAAUACAUAAAAAUUAUAAAAAGGAUUUCCAAAAUGGCGAGAAUAAUUCCCUUGUUCCUUGCUUAUGUUUGCUACGGUUAAAAAAAGAAGAAAAAAAAGAUGCGAACGAACGAACAAAAAAUCACAAUGAAGCUAUUUGAGAUUACAAAGAAAAUCUCGAAAUUAGAUUUUUAAAAAAAGUCAUGAGACCGUAAACGGAAUCGCAUUUAUAUUUUUGAAGGCUCUUAGGCGCAACCUACAUCGACCUGAACAAAAAAUCAUUAUGAUAGGCCUCGAAGGUAUAAAUUUAUUUUAAUUAAUCAAAUUCGUAUAUAUUUUUUAUUUAUUUAUUUAUUAUAUAUAUAUAUUUUUUUUCUCUUGGCUUUGAUUUUAGCAAAUUUAUUAAACUGUUUGAAAACGUGAUGUCCAUAGAGUGUUAGGUUUUCAGGUUGAGCCUAUAAUGCACUUCUCACGGUAAAUGCGAUCCAAAAAAUCCAUCUUUCGCCCACAAAUAAAUAAUAUUUCAGAAUAAUAUUUUUCACACGAAUAGACGAUAAACGACGACAAUUGUAACAUAUCGAUUAUGGUAUCUAUCGGUUACGAUUAACGAUUAUCUAAGCUUAAAUAAUAGCGAUAGAAAAUUGAAACCAAAAAGGAACAAAAAAAAAUAAGAAAAAAACGAGAGAAAGAGAGCGAGAGAGAGAGAGAGAGAGAGAGAAAUAUAUAAGUACAAUACAUAGAGAAUGAAUGAGCGAGUGAGAAAGAAGAAAAGAAAGAAUGAAAAAAAAAAGAAAGAUAUAUCACGUUUGUAAAAAUUGCGCAAUAAGAUUUUUUGUAGGACAUUAUAUUAGUAUUAAUUAAUACGAGUGAAAGUUCGCGUCCUCUACCUCCCACCUCCACCCCCACCCCCACCCCUCAACCCCUUUUCAUCGUCUCACGCUAUUUAUUAUCUUUGCACGAGAAAAGAAACACGCGAUGAAACUCGAUGCGUUUGUUUUUUUUUUAAAUUGGGCCAUUUAUUAAUAAUUAUGAGUUCAUUAGUAAUGCGAUAAUAAAUAGAAAGGAUAAUGCGUUAAAUCGAUAAGGAAAUUUAAUAAUAAUCCAUUUGGAUAAUUCAUUCGAUCAUUCUCUAUUUACCUCGUCGUCGUCGUCGUCGUCGUCGUCGUUAUCGAUAUUAGAUAUUUCCAUUGAAUUUGAUUCGAUCAUUCGACAUAUACACGCACACACGUGUCAACACGUACAUACACACACGUACACGUCGAAAUAAAUAUAUAAUAAUAAAAUAAUAAUAAUAGAUAAUAAUAAUAAUAAUAAUAAUAGAUAAUCUUGAAUAUAAUCACGUGAACAAAAAAAAGAAAAUAUUGUGUAAAACGUAUCAUCGGAAAUGCUUACGUUUAUAUUCUUACCGAUAAUCUAAUCGCGCGCGUAAAAAAAGAAAAAGAAAGAAGAGAAAGAAAAUGAAAAUAAAAUUAAUAAAAAAAAAAAAAAAAAAAAAAUAAAAAA